UACUUAGCUGUUGUUUAAGUAUAAUUGAGUCACUUGUUUGUAGCUGUUGAGCGUAGGACAAUAUAACGCCGCUACAUUUCCUGGGUUUCUUGUUACCUUUUUACCAUUACAGUUUUGGGCAUUCAGUGAGACCACUUUUGUAACGGCGUGGCUUACACAACUCGGCAACAGCCAGGUGUUUAGGGACGAAUUGUCCCAAAUGUCAUAGCAUCGUUUUUUUAAGACGGUAUCGUGCUGUGGUUAUGUACCGACUGGAAGUAAUGUUUUGAGACAUUUUGUAGUCUGGCGGUGGCUGGGUCUUAUUUGGCACACUUCCGUAGUUACACUACGUCUUAUGAGUGCAUAAUUGCGUUCACAAGUACUGUAAGGCAAAAUGCAGAGCACUGUCAGUACCCGGAUGUUUCACUCAAAACUGUGAGCGCGCAGGGCUGGAAUAGCAAUGGCGGAAGGGCAGGGACUAACUUGAAAUAAUGGUGACUGAGGACCAGUGGCGGAGCUACGGGGUGGCCGUGGCCACCCUAAGUCACUGUCCAGUCACCCCAGUGGCCACCCCCACGCAUGGGGGACAAUUUUGACAAACGCGGCUCUGUGGUGCAGAACAUUAGUUCAGCUUAACCAUAGUUCUCACUUGGACGCAUUUCACUGCAGCACACAACUUUCCGUGUGGAGGCGUUGUCAAUAAAACUUGCAUGAACUGUAAGCGUUCUGAAGGGUACCAAGUUUAAGUACGGACGUGCGCCCACUAAAACACAGCCAGAGAAGUAGAUGGAGCAGCUGAUGGAAGAGAGAGUGCAAGUGACACAAUCCCCUGAGAUGAGCGAGACAGUCGUGACUUCACAAAAAGAAGGGUUGGACACUGAGUCAAACACACAAGAACAUCCAGAGGCGAGUGGAUAUGAACAUGCUGAGUCAGCCCUACCAUCCUUGGUCAAAGAGUGCAGGAUGGAGGAUGCUGACGGGAACAUAUCCGAAGAUGCAGACAGCUCCUCUUCAUCAUCCUCGUCCUUGUCAUUUUCACCUGCCCCCGUGCUUGAAAAUGAUGACGACGACGAGGGUAUAAACCAACCACCUGUCUUCAAAACCAAAGAUGAACUUCUACUUGAGGAUCUGCCUGCAGUGGACGAGCUGAACAUGUCAUUGCCAGAUGGUGUAACACUAACACCAAUAGGAACGGUAUCCAGCGUCAUACAGCAGCUUGCAAUAAUCCAGUCUCUGAAAGACACACCCCCUUUGACCGAUGACAGCAUCAUUUUUCGAGCCGAUCGACUGGCUUUGGGCAAGGUUUUUGAAGUAUUUGGUCCUGUUUCCAGUCCUCUCUAUGUUUUGCGCUUUAACUCUCCUGAGGAGUUAAGCAGCAAGGGCCUGACACUUGGAUUGACUGUUUAUUAUGCACCAGAUAUGGAAGAGUACACAGGAUAUAUCCUCAUACAACAACUUCAACUUUUAAAAGGCUCAGAUGCAUCCUGGAAAAAUGACCAAGAACCACCAGAAGAGGCUUUAGACUACAGUGAUGACGAGAAGGAGCAGCAGGCUAAGAGAGUGAAAAACUCCAAAAAGAAGCAGAAGAAUUACACAGAAAAUUGUGCUCAGGGCACUGCACACCAUAAGCAGCAUCGCCAUGAUGUCACAGGUUUAACGGGAAAACAAACGGGGGCUCAGUUCAGCCACCAGAGCUUGAACCAGAACGUCCAACCACCAUUUCCUCACUCUCAUCCGUCGCCUCAACACGCACAUUUUCCUCCCAUGUACCCCCCGGCUCCCUACCUUUAUCCACCCCACCCUCCACCCCCACUAGCCUUUCUCCCUUAUUCAACCCCAUCAUUCUUUAAUCCGUCUUACUCCUCUACACCCUGGCUGCCAAACUCUGUGCCAUUCUCAGAACUUCCUCCGCCCACCCCUCCUCCUGAGUGAAACCCAGCAUACUGGCCAUACAUUAAAGGGACUGUAUGCAGAGGUUUUCCCGGCUACACACACACACACACCAAUGCAAAUUUAUGACCAUUUUUAUGCAGUUCACUAAUAACUGUGAAAAAUAUAUAUAUAUUUUGUACAAUCUGUUCUCUUAAACCACUAUUAGUAACAUAUGCUAGCCGGUGGUGGUGGUUUUUUGGAUGGAAAAAUCUUGAGCCAGUUGCAUACAGGCCCUUUAAGCCUUGCUGGCAGUAUAAACAUAUAGUCACUUGGAAUUAAACCCCAAUCUGUAAAUUAAAUUUAUUUUGAAAAUGUAUACAAACCUUCAGUGGGUGGCCUUUUUUUGUUUUGUUUUGUUUUUCAAAGUAGUGACCAUUUGUAAUAGAUGUGUUUAAGUUUAUAAACGGUACUUGUAAAUAGAAUUUACAAUGAGGGUAGACUCAUUUUGCAUGCAAAUGUAUGUACAGUAUAUGUACAGUACUGUUCCUAAUUUUGGGAUCACUUGUAAAUGC
This is a messenger RNA of Dunckerocampus dactyliophorus (ringed pipefish), 2423 nucleotides long. RefSeq names its product nuclear assembly factor 1 homolog (S. cerevisiae) (gene naf1). Gene Ontology annotation, molecular function: RNA binding. The record is from RefSeq and is a predicted model, not a curated record. The transcript has 10 exons. Gene Ontology annotation, biological process: ribosome biogenesis; pseudouridine synthesis; box H/ACA snoRNP assembly. NCBI's taxonomy places the organism in Eukaryota, Metazoa, Chordata, Actinopteri, Syngnathiformes, Syngnathidae. Gene Ontology annotation, cellular component: sno(s)RNA-containing ribonucleoprotein complex. Bases 766 to 1911 code for a protein of 381 amino acids.